UAGGUCACACGGUGGAUAACAAGCCUAAAUCGGCAAGAAAAAGAAAAAACAAUAAGAAAAACUUUGCAGUCAGGUUUCAGAGCAUCUUCACUAGGAACAUGUCUCUUGAGUUGACAUUCAACCCUGACAUACAGCUGACAGAGAUGAUGCGUCUGCGCGCACAGUCUCUACAGCAGCGGGGCCAGAAAGGCCAGGAAGGAGAGCGUCUACUGAGGCCCAGCGAGCACGUCUACCGUCUGGACUUCUCCGAACAGGCCCUGCAUUUCACCCGCUGGAACAUCCGCAUCCCUACCCCUGGCCGCCUCAACAUCAUUGCCACCUCCCAGCUCUGGACACCCGACCUCACCCAUCUCAUGACCCGCCAGCUCCUCGAACCGACAGGGCUCUUCUGGAAAAGCGCAGAUGACGAUGUCAUCCAAUGCUACGAGGCUGAUGCCCAGGAGUUUGGCGAGAGGAUAGCCGAGCUGGCCAAGGUCCGCAAGGUGAUGUAUUUUCUGUUCGCCUUUGAAGAUGGCUUGACUCCGGAGAGCAUCGAGUGCUCCAUUGAAUUCCAGACCUCCGAGUGAGAAGGGUACGACGGCUUUUGUUCAGUCUGCUUAACCUAGAUUUAGUACUUUAAGUAAUUAGACCAUAAAAUUAUGUUCCUGUUAUGACCAGGUCUUGAACAUUUUAUGCAAUUUGAUGAGCUGUAUCUGUCUGAUUGUUCAUAUUUAGCUGUUUUG
Messenger RNA from Ctenopharyngodon idella (grass carp), 722 nucleotides. It is a transcript of the gene ompb, whose product is annotated as olfactory marker protein b. The transcript has a single exon. Lineage: Eukaryota; Metazoa; Chordata; Actinopteri; Cypriniformes; Xenocyprididae. The record is from RefSeq and is a predicted model, not a curated record. Bases 99 to 566 code for a protein of 155 amino acids. Gene Ontology annotation, biological process: signal transduction; sensory perception of smell.